This is a messenger RNA of Guyanagaster necrorhizus, 2716 nucleotides long. RefSeq names its product GMC oxidoreductase. The transcript has 9 exons. The record is from RefSeq and is a predicted model, not a curated record. The coding region runs from base 322 to 2364 and encodes 680 amino acids. Lineage: Eukaryota; Fungi; Basidiomycota; Agaricomycetes; Agaricales; Physalacriaceae. Gene Ontology annotation, molecular function: flavin adenine dinucleotide binding; oxidoreductase activity, acting on CH-OH group of donors.
UUUUACUCUCUUUUCCCCACACUACCACGUCUAUUUCUCCAAUUCUUCCAAUGGUUAAAAGGAAGACCGACACCAGAAAAUUUAUUCGCGUAACAAGCGGAAGCCAUGUGUUUGGAAAAAUGCCAAGCUAGAGAAGGGCCCUGCCCAGGUCAACUUUGAAGGUCAUGAUUGAAGUGGCUGUCCAGCCUGGACCGGCCUCCGGCGACUCCAGCGCAAAUUCAGGCGUCAAACUUAUAGAUUUGGAAACCCUCAAAUGCCGUCUCGCAAACAUGUUCCGACCAAACAUACUUUCCUUCCUUAACCUUCCUCCUUCACAUCAUAAUGUUGUCCGUGAGUCUCUUGGCUCUUGGAUUAUCCUUUGCAGCUUCAGCAUCUUGCCAUUUGCAUGCUCCUCUACGCACUCGUGCAAUAAUUGACGCAAGUAGUCUCGCCGACAGCUAUGACUAUAUUGUCGUAGGCGGUGGCUCUGCGGGUCUCGUCGUUGCUUCCAUUCUUUCAGACAAUUCUAGUGUUUCUGUUCUUGUUCUUGAGGCCGGCCAGUCAGGAGAUGAUGUUGCCGUUCGGCGAGAUACUCCUGGAAUGACUUAUUAUAAUGGCCUUGGCGGUACUUCCUACGACUGGUCGUUCUCAACUGCCACACAAACCAACCUCAAUGACCGGAUUCUAACGUGGUCCCGAGGCAAGAUCCUUGGUGGUUCUGGUGCGACGAACGGCAUGUACUACACCCGUCCCAACACCAUCGAGAUGAAUGCAUGGGCCGGCUAUCUGGAGUCACAAGACUCAGCUGGCUCCGCCAAGUGGGGCUGGGACAAUUUCUACUCGGUCAUGAAGAGUAUGGAAACCUGGACGAAGCCCACUGAUGCGGCAGAAUCCGUUGGUAAUAUUCAGUACGACUCUUCUGUUCACGGCACCAGCGGUCCCCUCCAUUCAUCUUAUCCCGCUGUCGAGCUGGGUUUGGUCGGUAACUGGACCGAAACUUGUCUCGCAGCUGGUAUUCAGACGCGUACCGAUCCUCAUGGCGGAGAGAACUGGGGUGCCUUUGUUUCUACCUCCUCUAUAAAUCCCACCAACUGGACUCGGUCGUACUCGCGUUCGGCCUACAUUGACCCCCUCCCGCCACGGUCCAAUUUGGCUAUCUUACCAAGUGCCACUGUCACCAAGAUCGUAUGGGGCAGCUCCGACAGUAAUGGUCUCAAGGCUACGGGCGUUUCCUGGGCCGCAUCUUCAAGCUCAACGGAGCAGACCGUCAAUGCCAAUAAAGAAGUUAUUCUGGCCGCCGGAGUCGUUGGCUCGCCCCACAUCAUGCUCCUUUCUGGUGUUGGGCCUUCUAGUGUUCUUUCCAGCGUGGGUAUCGACCAGAAACUCGAUCUGCCAGGAGUGGGCCAGAACGUCCAGGAUCAUGUCGGUGCCGGUGUUUCUUUCGCUACCACGGCGGACACUUUGGGUAGUAUUUAUGCAAGCAAUUCCACUUAUUCAGAAUCGACUGAGUUCCUUUCCCUGAUCAACAAUGCCAUCGCUUACGUCAAUCUGACCGUCCUCAUGGGAUCUGGUGCCGACACUUGGAUUCAGACUGUCAAGAACGACUAUAACACCAGCACGAGUUAUCUUCCUUCUACUGAUUCCACCAUUGUUUCUGGCUAUGAGACCACUUUCAAGACCAUUACGGAGACAUAUUACGCCAGUGAAGACCCUCAAGUUGAGAUCUUGCUUUCGUUGAACUCAGCGGGUACCGUGAUCAUCCAAGCAGCACUUCAGCAUCCUUUGAGCCGAGGCGAGAUUACAAUCAACUCUACAUCGGCGUUCGAUUCUCCUGUUAUUAACCCCAAUUACUUCGCGCACUGGGCAGACCGUGACAUUCUCCGUGCGGCGUACAAGCUGUGUCGUACGAUCGGUGGAACUGCCCCUUUGUCGAACUACCUUGGCACUGAGUCUAGUCCCGGAACUAAUGUCGACACUGAUGAUGAGUGGAACACUUGGAUGAACUCGAACGUGCACACAGACUACCAUCCCAUUGGUUCGAUGAGUAUGCUUCCUAAGGACCAGGGUGGCGUGGUCGAUACCAGCCUCAAGGUCUACGGAACUUCGAACGUCCGCGUCAUUGAUGCUUCUGUGAUUCCGAUUGAAAUGUCUUCCCAUAGUGGUAGUAUCUCUUUCGCCAUUGGUGUCCAGGGAGCGGAACUCAUUCAAAAUCCCGUAACAUCAUCGACCUCCACAUCGUCGGCCUCGUCUCACAGCAGCAGCUCAACAUCAAGCUCUGGUUCCAGUCCCAGUUCCAGUGGCUCCGGGGCUGCCACAUUGAUGCUUCCUCCUCGGGAAGCCUUUGGUGUUGCGGCUAUCAUUGCUGUCACCAUGCUAUUCCUCUAGGCAGACGUAGCCCUUGAUGUUGAUAUUACGACUUUUAACGCCACAAACCCAUCCGUCGUCACUCCUUAAAAACCGCUACUUCUCUUUUCGUCAGGACUUUAUAGGCUUCGACGGACAUAACCAUACAUACCUCAAUACAACAUACCUGUCUGUUUAUUAUACCCAUGGACUCUUCGAGCGUUGCCAGCAUAAUUCCGGUACCUCGAACGUUAGUCACAGGUAACUAGGGACAUUACUACUCCUUUCUUCCUUCAUUAUUCAGGGAUAGGGACGUUAAUCUAAUGUAUCGAUACAAGUGUAAUUACGGUCGCGACUGUACCAAAAGUAUUGCAGUAACCAAGUAUUACGCUUG